ACCAAGAAACCCAACAUGGCGGAUGAGUAGCGCGGUGGCCUCUUUUUGCCAAACGGUUCCUCUGACAGUGGUAAUUAUUUGAUGCUGUAAAUUUAUUUAAUGGUCAUAAUGGCUUUGACUAGCCGUUUACUACGGUGUCAAUCACUCAUGGGAUUUCGCGCGCUAAUCAAUCCUAGAUUUACUGGUAUCUUAUCUGCACGUCAGUUACCAUCAACUCACUGGUAUCAUUGUGGAAGAGCUCUUGCACCUCUGCCUAAGCCAGAACCCUUGGAUAUAGAAGACCUACCUUGCUAUGGUGACUUCAGUCCAAGUGUUUGCAAGUUUAUUGCAACAAGAGACUAUGAAAACCACAACUCAGGGAUACUAGCUUGGGUCACAUCCUUCACUUCAGAGAAUCCUCUGGGAUUGGUGGAGUUGAAUGAAUUUGUUUUUGGAGCCAAUCCAAGGAUUGACAUUUUACACAGAGUUGUUGUCUGGUGGAGAGCAAAAAAUAGAGCUGGAACUGCAAAAGUCAAAAAUCGCGCAGAAAGAAGAGGUGGUGGAAGAAAGCCUUGGAGACAAAAAGGAACUGGAAGAGCACGACAAGGCAGCAUAAGAGCGCCACAAUGGAGAAAAGGUGGUAGAGUACAUGGUCCUGUGCCAAAGAGCUACAAGUAUGGAUUACCGAAAAAAGUCAGAAGAAUGGGUCUACGUACUGCUCUCUCUGUCAGAUAUGCACAGGGACAUUUGCACAUUGUAGAUUCAUUUGAGGAUAUUGAAAAUGAUCGGGAUUUGAUUCCAAUCUUGGACAAAAGAGGCUGGACGAAUGUAGUCCUGGUUGAUUUUGCACCUAAUGAAAUAAUCACAGAGGCUGCAGAAGGGAUGAAGACUGUAGAUGUGCGUCAUCCCAAAAACCUAGAUGUCUACACAAUAUUACAUCGCAAAAACAUUGUGAUGUCCUUGAAGGCUGUUGAGUUUCUCGAGGAUAUCCUUUGUGAAGAUGAUAGGAUACUCGUUAACAAGUUUGACUAAGCUUUUCUUGUAGUGUUGCUUCUGCUUUGUAAAUAUUCUA
Molecule: messenger RNA, 1051 nt
Organism: Pocillopora verrucosa
Lineage: Eukaryota; Metazoa; Cnidaria; Anthozoa; Scleractinia; Pocilloporidae
Product: large ribosomal subunit protein uL4-like
Biological process (GO): translation
Cellular component (GO): ribosome
Molecular function (GO): structural constituent of ribosome
Source: RefSeq, a predicted model, not a curated record